AUGCUGUUCUGUCCGAACUGUGCAAACCUGCUAGUGAUAUCCGCCGAGACGGGAUACAACAAAUGGGCGUGCAACACGUGCGCCUAUGAGUUCCCAAUAACGAAACAGAUGACUUCGCGCACAAAACUAAAGCGCAAGGAAGUAGACGAUGUGCUCGGCGGAGAAGAACAGUGGAAGCACGCUGACCAAACCGACGCAUCAUGUCCAAAGUGCGAAAACGGUCGCGCGUACUUCUACCAGCUGCAGAUCCGGUCUGCUGACGAGCCAAUGACGACCAUUUACAGCUGUACUGCUUGUGCGAACAAUUGGCGAGAGCACUAG
Molecule: messenger RNA, 321 nt
Organism: Epithele typhae
Lineage: Eukaryota; Fungi; Basidiomycota; Agaricomycetes; Polyporales; Epitheliaceae
Exons: 4
Coding region: 1-321 (106 amino acids)
Biological process (GO): regulation of DNA-templated transcription; DNA-templated transcription; termination of RNA polymerase III transcription
Cellular component (GO): RNA polymerase III complex
Molecular function (GO): nucleic acid binding; DNA-directed RNA polymerase activity; zinc ion binding
Source: RefSeq, a predicted model, not a curated record